AUGAUAUUCGAAAAAUUGAAUGUUGAUCUAGAAAAUGUUCAACAUUUGAUUGUUAUAUUAGCUGUUCCAUUUUCAUUUGCACGUUUUAAAGUAGCAGAAACACUUCUUGAAACAUGGAAAAAAUGGACUAUGAAACAUCAAAAUAUUCCAUUUAGUGAACAUACAAAUUCAAUUUUUGGUUUUCCUGAAAUCUAUGAUGAUCUUCUCGAUGAAUGGAUACAUGAAGCACAUAUUAAAGAACGAAAUUGUAUACUUUCUCGUCUUCGAAAACUUGCAGAAAUGAAAAAAACAAGAAUAACAUUAUUCAGUGGUGAUGUUCAUUGCUGUGGUAUUGCUCGAUUUCGAACUCGAAACAAUAUUCCAUCACCUAUUCAUGAUUCUAAAUUAAUCUAUCAAAUAAUUUCAUCUGCUAUUGCCAAUAGACCACCACCAAAUUUUGUUAUUCGUGCUGCUCAUCUAUUUAGUACUAAAUGGUAUCCAAUUACUAAUAUCGAAGAAGAAAUUAUUGAUUUUUUCGAUCAAGCACCAGAAUAUUGA
Messenger RNA from Rotaria sordida, 537 nucleotides. Lineage: Eukaryota; Metazoa; Rotifera; Eurotatoria; Philodinida; Philodinidae. The record is from the annotation of a GenBank genome assembly.